Messenger RNA from Metarhizium brunneum ARSEF 3297, 1122 nucleotides. RefSeq lists its product as uncharacterized. NCBI's taxonomy places the organism in Eukaryota, Fungi, Ascomycota, Sordariomycetes, Hypocreales, Clavicipitaceae. The record is from RefSeq and is a predicted model, not a curated record.
AUGGACUCGCUCUUCUUGAACAUCAAGACGGGCAUCAAGACCAACGCGCUGAAAAAAGACAUCAAGGAAUCCACCAUCAUCCAGCUCGACAACGUCCGCACGUCCUAUGUUGAUACCAGGAUUAGCGCCAUCGACGGCUCGGCCGUUGAGCUCCCCCCCGGCGACGACAUUGGCCACGUCGUGGUUGGCAACGUCAAGAUUGGUGGCCAGGCGUUCGGCCAGUACAGCGUCGACGUGGAUGCCCCUUCCGAGCGCCUCCUCAAUCAAUUUACGCAAAUGUACAGCAGGAAGCCAUACUACAUCAGGCAGCGUCCGCAGUACGAGGCGUUUACUCUCGACGACAUCAUGAACGUCAAGGACCACGGCGUCAAGGGCGACGGGGUCGGCGACGACACGGCAGCCAUCAACUCGGUCAUGCGCAUGGCAUCGACGAGCAAGCUCAUCUACUUCCCUGCAGGCUCGUACAUUGUCACGGGCACCAUCCAUGUUCCCUCGCACGCCCUUAUCACCGGUGAGGUCUGGUCGCAGAUUGUGGCCAGCGGCCCCUUCUUCCAGGACAUGAAGAAUCCCAAGCCCAUGGUCAAGGUGGGCAACGACGGCGACCAGGGCACUAACGUGGCCGCUGAGGACCAGGGCUCCGUCGCCAUGUUUGACGCGCAUUUCCGGGUUGGCGGCGCCUACGGCUCGACUCACCCUGGCGGACUGCCCCAAGGUCACCAGCAUCCCCAGCGCCUGUAUGGAGCUUCCAUGCUCUUCCACGUCACGCCCAAGGCCAACGGCUACUUUGAGAACGUCUGGGGCUGGGUAGCUGACCACGAUCUUGAGGACCCCAAGAACACCAUGGUCACUGUUGCGGUUGCUCGAGGCUUCCUCAUCGAGUCCAAUGACGGCCCGACCUGGCUGUACGGCAGCGCAUCCGAACACAGCAUACUGUACCAGUACAACUUUUACAACACGGGCAACCUGUUUGCGGGCAUGAUCCAGACCGAGUCGCCCUACUUCCAGUACACAGACGCCACGUCAUCUCCCGGUCCCUUCAAGAACUCCCUGGGCGUCUUCAGCAACGAUCCCGACUUUUCGGAGGCCUGCAACGGCUCCAAGCUUCAAUGCGACUUCUCCUAG